This is a messenger RNA of Panicum hallii, 3080 nucleotides long. RefSeq lists its product as uncharacterized. The transcript is spliced from 20 exons. The record is from RefSeq and is a predicted model, not a curated record. Lineage: Eukaryota; Viridiplantae; Streptophyta; Magnoliopsida; Poales; Poaceae. Gene Ontology annotation, molecular function: acyltransferase activity, transferring groups other than amino-acyl groups. Bases 369 to 2870 code for a protein of 833 amino acids.
CCACAAAACCCCUCGACCCGGUUCGGUUCGGGCGAGGCACCCCCGCCCGCGGUCCGCUCCCCCGCCGCCGCCUCUGCUUUCCUUGCGCUGGUUUUUAGUCGCUGCGCCUCCGCGCGCAGGCCCGGCUCGAGGGAUUCGUCACCGACGGCGGCUACGCCUGCGCCUGCCCCGCCUCCUCCUCCUGCGGCUACCGCGGCAAGGUGCUGUCGGCGCUGCAAUUCGAGAAGCACGCGGGGGCGGAGUCGAAGAAUCAGAACGGCCACAUCUUCCUCGGCAACGGCAAGUCGCUCUACGCCCUCUUCCAGGAGCUCAGGGACGUGCCCGCCGAAGCGUUCGCGGAGAAGUUCGAGGCGGCCGCAGGGGUGCCCAUGACCAUGGCCGCCGCCGAAGCGUCGCCUGCGCCGCAGGGGCCGCGUCAGGGGCACCAGCCGGGAGCGCCCGCUAGCUGGGAACCGAACGGGGUUCAGGUUGACGGCGCGACGGCGGAGCCCCCUUCGUCGCCGGCGCCCGCGCGUGGCAACGUGGAUAUGUUGACCGAGGAGGAGAAGGCCAGCUUGUGUCUGCUUGGUUUGAGCAGAGAAAGUUGUUCCACGAUUCAGUCGGACCUUAUGGACGGCGUUGAAGGGCCUGCUACAGAACAGAUCGAAGAUGCAGCAGGUGGUGACUGCGCCAUGCCUGAUGUUAAAGAGAGAAGGAAAGGAGCUGGUGAGCGACGAUCUAGGUAUGGUAGUUUGUCAACAAUAGUUCCUGUUGAAGUGCGAAUGGCGGAAACAAAGUAUAGUUUGUCAACAAUAACUCCUGUUAAAGUGCGAAUUACGGAAACAAAGUAUCAGCUAGACAGUUACCUUAAAGACGUUAGAGGAUUGCUGUCCACUGGGCUUCUUGAAGGUUUCAAGGUGACCUACAAGAAGGAUGAGGUGGAGAAGAUUGGACGGAUAAGGGGGCAGGGGUAUUCUUGUGGCUGCUCAGAGUGCAAUUACAGUAGAAAUGUUAUGAAUGCAUGUGAGUUUGAACAGCAUUCUGGUCAGUCAUCCAACAACCAGAAUGAUCACAUCUUCUUGGAAACCGGGAUUUCUCUAUUCAGGGUGGUGAAAGCUCUCAAACAUUAUAGGCUUAACAUGCUUGGCGAAUUCAUUGAAGAAACUAUUGGCUUCCCUCCUAAUAUGAAUGAGUAUAACAAGUGGAAAGCUUCAUUUCAAAAGAGGAAAGAUUAUUCAGAUGAUGUAGCUUCGGAUGGUUGUUCAACUCAGGGUUCACGGGAGUUGGCUGUGGGGGAGAUGAUUUAUAGUUUGACGCACUUAAAAGAAUCUGCCAGCAGUAGCAUCUUAAACCUUAAUUGGAGUGCAUCCAAAAGGCGGUCUGAGAGACAGUUUAAACGUGGAGGCUCUGAGACUUCAACUCCAUCCCUGAGUAGAAGCCAAGACAAAGGAGUUUCUGGCCUCUCUACUGGUACCUCAAAGAAGAAUGGCACUGAAGAUACUCAUAGUGAGAACACAGUAGGUCCUUUCAGCAUCGACGAUGUAAAACCCGAUUCUCCAGAACCUACUGUAAUAAUACCCGAUUGCUCAAAUCAUGAUCCCACAGACUUAGGGCUUCCUUUAUCAAGUCCAGUAACAAUCGCUCAAGAGCCACUUCCAAACUCCAACAUAGACUCAAAGUCAAAAGAAUCAAAAACGAGGGAUACCACUUUGCAUCCACUGAUUUUCAAGGAGGGUGGCCUUCCAGAUAAUACUUUAUUGACUUACAAGUUGAAGAACGGAGAGGCUCUAAAGCAAGGGUAUAAGCGGGGGACAGGAAUAGUCUGUAAUUGUUGCAAUCAAGAGUUUACUCCUUCGCACUUUGAAGAACAUGCUGGCAUGGGGAGAAGACGGCAACCGUAUCGCAACAUUUAUACAUCAGAAGGGGUAACACUUCAUAAGCUAGCGCUGCAAUUGCAAGAUCGUUUGAAUUCAAAUGGAUUUGGCACUGCUAAUGUUUCUAGCUUUAGUGACUACCCUAACCUUACUUCUUCAGGUUGUGGCAGAGAACCUACUACCACCAGUAGACCUAUCAUUCCCCUGAAACGGACUUUACAAGAAAGAGUGGUCGAAACAGAGAGGUGCUCUUUCUGUGGGGAUGGCCACACGACGCUUGGAAAUAUCGAUCCAGAUACAAUAGUCUUUUGUAACCAGUGUGAGAGACCAUGCCAUAUUAAAUGCUACAACACUGGACUUGAAAAAAAGAAGGUGCCCCUAGAAAUUUUGAAAGAAUAUAUGCAAUUUUGCUUCCUGUGCUGCGAAAUAUGUCGAUUGCUUCGUGCCCGUCUAGAUGAAGGGCUGGAAAAGUGUGAAGAGAUUGCCUUUCUCAGACGGAUAAGAUCAAAUAUUUGUUGGCGGCUUUUAAGUGGAAUGAAUGCAUGUAGUGAUUUGCAGCUCUACAUGCCUCAGGUCAUUGAUAUCCUCAAAGAUGCAUUUGCGGAAACUGCUGAGCACAGUGGUGUCUUCUCGGAUAUGGUUUAUGCCAAGAAUGUAGAAGGAGAGAAGGAUUUUCGAGGAAUGUAUUGUGCAGUGUUAACUGCAAGUACGCAUGUUGUGUCUGCUGCAGUUCUGAAAGUGCGCAUGGAACGAGUUGCAGAGUUGGUCCUUGUUGCUACUCGUAGUGAGUGCCGGAAGAAGGGCUACUUUGUACUUCUCCUAAAGUCUAUCGAGGCACAUUUGAGAGCCUGGAACGUAAACCUUCUUACAGCGCCUGUUGACCCUGAAAUGGCGCCAAUAUGGUCUGAGAAGCUCGGAUUCACCAUUUUAUCAGAUGAAGAGAAGAACUCAAUGCUGGAGUUGCACCCCUUGGUGAUGUUUGAGAACCUAACCUUGGUUCAAAAAUCACUUGCUUGAGCAAAUCUAAUCUGCGCUUGUUUAUACACUACAUUAAAAGAUAUCUGGUUCAUGCUGUAUGGGAGACAUUUGUAGAUGAUUUACCUGUGGCACAAUUUUCUGUAGCUUAGUCUAGGAUAUGAUUUCAGAGCACAACCUUUCUAGGAAGUAGAGAUGUAAAUUUUCUUUGUGCUUUUCCCCAAGUUAUAUUGGACCUAGAUGUGUACUCAA